Messenger RNA from Dreissena polymorpha, 699 nucleotides. RefSeq lists its product as uncharacterized. Bases 193 to 699 code for a protein of 168 amino acids. NCBI's taxonomy places the organism in Eukaryota, Metazoa, Mollusca, Bivalvia, Myida, Dreissenidae. The record is from RefSeq and is a predicted model, not a curated record. The transcript has 9 exons.
UACUUGCAACGGGAAUCUAUAUUAUAUUUCAAGGUGCGAACCGAACAUUAAUAAUAAAGCUACGUCUUAACGUUUUGACUCUUAUGCACGUUUAUUUGUUUUAUAUGUAUUGUAGAGUGUUAACCUAUGUAUGUUUAUAUUUUGUAAAGACCAUUACAGGCUGGACAAUCUAUCAAACAGUGGACUGAUUACAUGGAAUCUAAUUUGAGAAUUAGAUUGAAGAAAUCGGAGAGUGAAGUUGAAAUACUUCAGAAACAUCGAGGCGACAUAAGGGACAUGAUAUACAAGUUGCAAAUGAUAGUUGGGUGGCAGAUGGACGAUUCCGAAUCUCGAGCAUAUGGCAGUGAAACCCGCAAACGUCUUGAACAGUUAGUUGAGAAACUCGUAGAAAUAUCAAGCAACGUUAACGAAGAACUAUCUAACCUAGAACGAGAAUGCUCCACAGCUCUUAACCGCUCAGAAACGAACACAUCGGUGGAAGAAGAAAUAGGAAACAACGUCUAUGAAAAUCCCACAGAGCAAUUUCACAAAUACCAGAAUGCUGCAGUGGAUCUUAUGAUGAUACUGAACGGGCAUUUCCAGACGAUAGCUCGUUUUCCUGAAGAAUAUGACAAUAGAUGUAGAACAUUUCACAUCUUCGGUAUUAUGCAGGACAAAUUAGCAAAUGUAAGACUGGAGGAUCAUUUUGGGACAUUGUAA